Paramecium sonneborni is the source of this 1296-nucleotide messenger RNA. The record is from the annotation of a GenBank genome assembly. Lineage: Eukaryota; Ciliophora; Oligohymenophorea; Peniculida; Parameciidae.
AUGAAUCUGAGGAAAACUUUACUUUUUCAACUGAAGCAUUACUAGAAAUUCUAAUAGGAAAGAUAGAAAUAAAGAAAGUUCUGCAAUUAAUAAAAGUUUAUUCUUUUCAACAAGAGUCAAAGCAUUAAAAACUUAAAAGGUUCAACAUAUUCCAUACCAUAAUUCAACUUUAACUAAAUUAUUAAAGUAAAUUAAUAUUGUUAUAAUCUAUUUAGAUCUUCACUUACAGGAAAUUUUAAAUCAUUAAUUUUAUUAAGUAUUAAUCCAGGAUUAAGUUUAUAUGAAUAAACAUAAUCUACUCUUAGAUUUGGUACCAGUACAAAAUUGGUAGAGUAGAAAAUUGAAUAGAAUGUUAAUUUUGAUGCUUCCUAUUCUAAUAAUUAAUAAAAAUUAAAUUAAUUAAUCUAAAAAAAUAAAUAAAAUGAAAAGAUCAUUUUAGAUUAAUAAAUAAUUAUUGAUUCAUUAAAAGAAUAAUUGUAAGCAUUACAUUGUUCAGAAAUUUUAACAAAUUUGAAAUAAUCUGAAGUUUAAUUAGUUUCAAAACCAUCAGUAAUUUAAUUUAAUGAAACUUAUGUAUCACUUUUAAAGAAAACUUAAGAAUUAAAUUCAUAUAUUAAGAAAUGGAAAAGAACACACUUUUAGAGAAGAAUUGUACAGAAUUACAUAAAAGAUUAUAAAAAUCUAAUGAAUAAAUUUUUACUUAUUUUAAUUCUCACAAAGAUAUGGAAUGGUAAAUUAAAGAAUUAAAAUUGUAAAAUGAAAAAUAUGAAAGACUAUCUUAAAAUGCUUUGCCUAAAAGUUAAAAGAAAACUCCAAAAAAAGAUGUAAAAUAAUUAUAAUCUAAAAAAAAAAUAAUAUAGUUAUUUCAAGGCUACAUCUAUAUAUUUAGUAUAAUAAAUAAUUGUUAACAAUAAUAAACAUCAAGUAUAAUCGUUUAUCAACUCUAUCAAAUUAUGAAAAUAAGUCUCCUUAACUUAAAAAACCUAAUCUUAGAGGUGCUAAAAACUUUGCCGAAAACAUUUAAGAUCAGAAAAGUAUUUAAGCUAUAAUAAUAAUUUAGAUUAAUAGCCAAUUUAAAUUUAAGAGGAUUAUAGAAGUAAAUCAAAUGAAAAUCAUUCUCAAUAAGGAUCUCAAUAACCAGAUUAGAGUAAAUUAAAAAAUAAUAUAUAAUCAUUGGCUGAUAGAUUAUAUUCAUUAUCAGAAAAAUUCUAGUUAAAUAGAGAUUCUAGAGUAAGCAGAAAAAGUACUAACAUGAAUAGAACUGAUAUAAUUUAUGAAACAGAAUCAGAAUUAUGA